This is a messenger RNA of Westerdykella ornata, 2355 nucleotides long. RefSeq names its product fatty acid transporter-like protein. The record is from RefSeq and is a predicted model, not a curated record. Gene Ontology annotation, molecular function: long-chain fatty acid transmembrane transporter activity; long-chain fatty acid-CoA ligase activity. The transcript has 4 exons. Lineage: Eukaryota; Fungi; Ascomycota; Dothideomycetes; Pleosporales; Sporormiaceae. The coding region runs from base 208 to 2178 and encodes 656 amino acids.
GGUUAUUGACAUGCAUCUUUAAGUGAGAUGGGGACUCCUCCGGGCGGGAGAGGAGCAGCGGGCAGAGAUCCGCAGGCUCUUCAUUACUUUACCACACCUCGUUCCUUGUUCCGGAGGUUUCGUCCGAACUGAUCGCUCUGACCGUUCCCCUCUCCUCUCGCUGGAUUACGAAGGCCCUGUUCGUUGAGGCACAAGUCUAGAGGCACAAUGGCUCUUGUACCCGUCGCCGGCGCCAUUGCAGGCGCAGCCGCCGCCGCCGCCUAUCUCGAUGCCAAAUUUCACAUCUCCAAGGACAUUGACACCAUCCGCCUCACGCGCGCCAACGAGCGCGACUUCGCGAGACUGGGUGCGAAAGGCCGCGCGAGUCUAUGGUACUGGUUCGAGGCGCAGGUGCGCAGACUACCCGAAACCGAGGAGGCGAUCUGGUCGCGAACGGGAUGCUAUACAUGGCAAGAGACGUAUGCGCAGGCGUGCCGAUAUGGGAACUACUUCCUUGAGAAUGGCGUCAAGCCCGGUACACUUGUCACGUUUUAUCUGACGAACCAACCGGAGUUUAUUUUUGGGCAUCUGGGAUCUUGGGCAAUUGGGUCGGCGCCGGCCAUGAUCAAUCAUCAUCUUGCCGGAGAUGCGUUGAUCCAUUGUCUCAAGGUCAGUAAGGGGAAGUUGUUGAUUGUGGAUGAGGAUGCCGAGUGCAUUGAGAGGAUAGAGGCUGUGAGAGACAGGAUCGAAGGCGAGCUUGGCAUGACGAUCAGGAUUCUGGAUAAGAAUCUGAAGGGGGAGAUAUCGAGGAUGGAGCCGAAGAGGCCCGGGGACCACUAUAGGGCUGGCAUCAAGGGAGCGUUCCCCAUGUGUCUGUUCUACACCAGUGGUACGACGGGUCACCCCAAGGCAUGCCCUUUCGAGUGUCAAAGGGCAGGUUCAUUAGCAGGCGGUCGCGUCCGAACUCUGGAUCUCGAACCCGGCCCCAAGGGAGAUCGCUGGUACGUCUGCAUGCCCCUAUAUCACGGUACCGGAUGCACAACAGCAGUCGCCUGCAUGCUUUCUGGAGUCACACUUUGCAUUGGCAAGAAGUUCUCGACUUCCAGGUUCUGGUCCGACAUUCGCGACUCCAACUCCACGGCUUUCGUCUACGUCGGAGAGACAGCACGAUAUCUCCUCGCCAACCCACCCAGCGAACUGGACAAGAAGCAUAAGGUCCGCGUCAUGUUCGGAAACGGGAUGCGUCCGGACGUAUGGCAUCGCUUUGUCGAACGAUUCGGUAUCCAGACGGUUGCCGAGUUCUUCAACAGCACGGAGGGUGUCUUCGGUCUUCUCAAUGUCAGUAGAGGCCCAUUUACCGCGACUGCAGUGGGUCAUCAUGGCCUCAUCCUCCGCACCAUGCUCCGCAACACGUAUAUUCCCGUUGAGAUCGACCACGAGACGAACGCUAUCUGGCGGGAUCCCAAGACUGGUUUUGCCAAACGGAAGCCCUACGAAGAGGGCGGUGAGAUCAUCGUCCAGAUCCCCAAUGAGGAGGCCUUUGUCGGCUACUACGGUAACCCGGAGGCCACGCAGAAGAAAUUCGAACGCAACGUCUUCAAGAAGGGUGACCUCUUCUACCGCACCGGCGACGCCCUCCGCCGCACCCCGGAUGGACUCUGGUUCUUCCUUGAUCGUCUCGGUGACACCUUCCGCUGGAAGUCCGAGAACGUGAGCACGGCUGAAGUCAGCGAGGUCAUCGGAAACUUCCCCGGUGUCGUCGAAGCGAACGUCUACGGCGUGGAGGUUCCGGGACACGAUGGCCGUGCUGGUUGUGCUGCACUGUACAUUGACCCCGCGCAUCAGUCGACUUUCGACUUCAACGCCCUGCUCGAACACUGCAGCUCCAGGUUACCCAAAUAUGCGGUCCCUGUCUUCAUCCGUAUUCUGAACAACCUGACGACUAUGCACAAUAACAAGCAGAACAAGGUGCCGUUGAGAAACGACGGAUGCGAUCUGAAGAAGCUGAGGGAGAGGACGGAGAAGGAGGCUGCUGCGAAGGGAUUGGGCAAGGAGGAAAUCAAGUACGAUACCAUGUACUGGCGUCCUCAGGCACUUAGCAGUAUCAAGGGAGCUUUGGAGGACGAUCAGGGUUAUGUGUUGUACACGAUGGAGGACUGGGAAGGUUUGAAGAGGGAUGCGCCUGGCGCCAAGUUGUAAUAAGGUAUACAAAGGAUGCCGUGGUGGUCUCCCCAAUAGCUCGAGGUGCACUGAGUGAUUUGAUAGAAGAGUAGACUCAUUUUCGUAGGAGGCAUAUUUUGGAAUGACAUUGAUUUAAGGUUAGCCAGCCUGGCUUGGCGUGUUGUUUGCUAAGUAUUUGUAAUUAGCAGUUGCCCA